Messenger RNA from Cylindrotheca closterium, 1518 nucleotides. The record is from the annotation of a GenBank genome assembly. NCBI's taxonomy places the organism in Eukaryota, Bacillariophyta, Bacillariophyceae, Bacillariales, Bacillariaceae.
AUGAAACGGGCACCAAAAAAAAGAACCAACUUGGCUAGGAUAAUAUGCGGCGUCGUGAUUUUGCUUAUGAUGGUUGCCUUGAGCGGGAAGGAAGAGAACAUACAGUUUCAAGAAAAUCGAAUCGACGAUGCUGCUCUGUUUCCAUCCAGAAUAACUUAUUCCUCGGGGGGACUGACGGCGACAAAUGCUCCAAUAUUAGAACGAAUAAAAGAUGCACCGAUGUCCCAACCACAUGAUUCGAUAAUAGCGAUGCAAACUUCAGCCGAAUCUCAAUCAUCGCCAUUCCCUGCUGCUCGUCAAGUGGCUGCCAAAUUGCCUGAAACACAAGCAACAAUGAUAAACCAUGAAGAAGUCAUACGAAUACUACCCAUAUCUCAGACCGCUAGCCAACACAAUAUCGAAGAGAAACUUGCACAAGCAAGCAAAUCAGAAGGAAGCAUAGAAAUACCAACAACAACAGAGCUGAUGGAAGAAAAAACAUCCUUUAAUGGAACCAGCUCCUUCGGCGCUUGUUUGUUGUGGAUGGACGAUUACGAACUACUGAUAGAGUGGAUUGCUUAUCACUAUCACGUACUACCGUUGCGUCAUCUCGUUCUAUUUCGAGAUCCCAAGAGCACUAAGGAUCCGUCGCCGAUUUUCGAUCGUUGGCGGCCCUAUGGUAUGCACAUCACAUAUUGGACAAGCCUGGAGAACUUUACACACUUUCCAAACAACAACGCAUUGGAGGAACUGAAGGGCAAUCCCCAAAAGCAACACAUUGAGAGGCAACACUUUUUCUAUCGCAACUGUUUGAUGCACCUCAAACGAGAAAAGUGGGGAUGGACGUUCGUCGGGGACACGGAUGAGUUUGUACUUCUCAACAGCAAAGUAGUUCCAGAAGCUCGGGAAAUGAUGAAGCAACCAGGAAUCAUCAUGGAAACUAUACUGAAAGCGCGGACUACCAAUCGAAUUCCCAACUCAAACAAACAUAUGAACAAGCGACAGCUACAACGAUGGGGAAAUCCAUCGAGACAUUGCGUGUGCCUACAGCGCCAUCAGUUCGGAGGGUUUGAGAGCCCUGAAGAGGCUGUGAUGAAGGACGUACCUUCUUUUUUGGACCAUUAUCGCUUUCAAACCCUUCGGUUUCGACACCACCGUCGCAAUACGAUUGUAGGCAAGUCCAUUAUUGAUUCCUCUCGUAUUCCGCUAAAGGACUUUCGAAGGAUGGGACAUCACAGUGUGACGGAUGAAUGUGGAAGCUAUUGGGGAGAUGGUGAUGAUUUGAUGAUUGUGAAUCAUUAUCUUGGGAGUUGGGAGUAUUUUAGACGGGACAAUGAUUUUCGCGGGCAGCGCCGAAAGAGGUUUCUCGAAAAGAAUGCUUGGAUCAAAGACACCCUGCAUUCAAAUCGAGGAGACGAAAUUCGUCAAUGGAUGGGCGGAUUUGUGGAGCACUUUGGAAAGGAAGUGUCAUUGUCACUCUUGGAGGGAGCUGGGUUUCCUUUCAACAAUGAAACUGCUCUGGAGACGAUAGGGGGAUGA